Messenger RNA from Ruditapes philippinarum (Manila clam), 4244 nucleotides. Its product is annotated as multiple epidermal growth factor-like domains protein 10. Lineage: Eukaryota; Metazoa; Mollusca; Bivalvia; Venerida; Veneridae. Gene Ontology annotation, molecular function: scavenger receptor activity. The transcript is spliced from 5 exons. The record is from RefSeq and is a predicted model, not a curated record. Bases 51 to 2348 code for a protein of 765 amino acids.
UAAUCAUUUUGUUUUUAAGAUCUUCUUUAGGUUUUGUUGCGUUAGGAAAGAUGACACCAACUGGUCUGUCUUUUAUAUCUGUAAUAAUAUUCUUACAAUUUGGAUUAUCGAUACAUACAUGUCCUGAAUGUGUAUGUUGCAAAAACGGAAAGUACGCGUGUGAUUCCGAUAAAACGUGUGUCGACGGAUGUACAGCUGGGUAUUUUGGCGACAAAUGCACAGAAAAGUGUCCAGAAAAUUGCAAUACUUGUAAAACUAGAUACAGUUGUACAGAAUGUAAGCCUGGGUACUAUUCUACAAAAUGUAAUAUACCGUGCGGAAAAGGAUGUGUAAAUAAUACAUGCUCGACAACAGGGGAUUGCCCGUGUAAAUCAACUGAUUUUAUCAAAGGUAAAUGUGAUUAUUGUUCCGAGAAUAAAUAUGGUGAUGAAUGUAACAAUACUUGUCCAGUUAACUGUGUAUCCUGUACAUCAGACAGCUACUGUUCUGUUUGUAAAAGCAACGCAUAUUACGGACCACAUUGUCAGUACAUAUGUCCACACGGCUGCAACGGUGGUAACUGCAGUAAAAAAAAUGGACAUUGCAGUAGGGGAUGCAAGCUUAAAUUUACUGGGCAUAAAUGCGAUACCUGCUCAUCUGGAUUAUAUGGAAAGUAUUGUGAUUUAAAUUGCUCGGGGAAUUGUUCAGCCUGUACUUCGGGAUCAACUUGUACACAGUGUAACAAUGGCUUCUUUGGGGAAACAUGUAAUCGUGUUUGUCCAUCUGGCUGUAACGGAUCAUGCUCAUUUACUGAUGGCCGUUGCUUUGUUUGUAAACCGGGAUUAGCGGGAGACUUUUGCAACAACACGUGUGAAGAUGGAACAUAUGGGGUCAACUGUUCCAAAUCGUGUCGUAAUAUAGAACUAAAGUGCCAAGUCUGUAGCACAAAUGAAUCAGGUAGCUAUAAAGAGUGUAUAAAAUGUGACAGUGGAUAUUAUCUGGUCACCCCCUACGGAAAAAAUCAAAGUAUAUGUACACAUUGUCAAUAUAACUGUAAAGACAAUGUAUGCAAUGAUGCUGGUGUUUGUACACUUGGAUGUGUGCAUGGAAAAUGGGGUGAAAGAUGCGCGGAAAAUUGCGCUAAAAAUUGUGAAAAAUGCAGUCAAAUUGAAGGAAAAUGUUUAGAGUGCACGCGUGAGACGUUCUCUGACGAUUGCUUAAGAAAAUGUAGCACACAUUGUAAUGAUAGUGACAAUAGCCGAGUUUGCACAAGUGAUACGGGGAUGUGUUUACAGGGAUGUAAGUCGUUUACAAGAUACGGGAAACACUGUGAAAAACAUUGUAACGAUACUUGCAACAAUGGAGGGUGUGAUUGGAAAACGGGACAGUGCUCGGAUGGGUGUAAAAUGAAUUAUUUUGGGCUGUUUUGCAACGAUUCAUGUCCUCAUACAUGCAAGUCAAACGAAAGUAAACGCAUAUGUGAUGGUGUAAAUGGGCAUUGUUUUUAUGGAUGUAAAGACGGUUUUCAUGGCAGUAGAUGUGAGAACAGAUGCAGCAGUCAAUGUAAAAAUACGACUUGUAACCAGGUUACAUUGGAAUGUCUGCUUGGUUGUAUCGAAGGAUAUGAAGGGGUGAAAUGUUCUAAAGCUAUACAAGAGGACAACAAGCUUCUAAUAACUAUCUCUACAGCUGCUGGUGUGGGUCUUGUUGUAAUCAUCUUGCUAAUUAUUCUAUCAUGUUGUCUGGUAAAACGAAAGAGAAGACAAAGACCACCAACUGAUAAAACAUGCACAGGAAAUGAAAACACACAGAAUAUGCAAAUGAGUGCCAUCAACUACGAAGAGAUUGAAUCAGCUUCAACUUAUGCCGAGCCUUUAGAACCGAAGAAACAGUUGGAUGGUGGUGCAAAAACAGUGUAUGACACAACAUAUGAAGACCAACAGAAUGUUCCCGAUAAUAGUAGUGAAUAUGCUGUUGUUAAUAAUGAAAAGUUUAUUAAGGAACCAAAGGUAUUCACUGAAGAGGUCUAUGACACAACGCACGAUAAGAAGGACAACCGACCAUUAAAAGGUAGCAAUGAGUAUGCCGUACUCAGUGUUAGGUCUAACAAACCUGCUGAUGUUGGUAAUCAAAGCGGGACAUUUUCGGAAGGUGGAGAUGAUGUUUAUGACACUACAGAAGAAAACCAAAACAAAGCAAUUCUUCAUUCAUUCAGUGAUUAUGCUUCAUACGACGGCAAGCUAAGGGGAAACAGUAAAACAGACUCUGCAGAUGCAGUAUAUGAUACUACAGGUGAUGGAACUGAUAAGAAAAACGUUCCAAUAAACAAUGACUAUGAUGUGUUUAGCACAGAUAGUAAACAAAUAUAGUAAGGAUACAGAAAAAAGCACGAUACUUAUCAUCAUUACACAGAACAUAAAAAUGUAUCGUCUAUACCCACAUAAGUAAACGCGCCUUAUGACGGCGUAAAAAACGAACAUAACUUAUAUGCCUAAAUGUUUUUUUUUGUUACAAAAUACGUUCAUAUUUGACAAAAGAAAUACAAAAUUCGUAUCCGUAUUCAAUACUUUGUAUUCCUCGACUAGCUUGUGUUCGUACAUUUCCGUAUUUCCGGGUCAGCCGAAUAUCGAAGGGAACAACCUUAAUUUAUUUACCAUGCGGUCUCUCAAACGUGUCACAGCAUUGAUUAAAUUACAAUUAAAGUGACAUUUUUGUCAUUUUUUCCCUGUUAAAUUGAGUUGAAUUCGUUAUAUAUUUCCAAAGAUUGACAGUUAUUAAUAUCACGACUCACAAAUAAUUGAUAAUGAAAAAAAUGUUUAUUAUGCAAUAUAAAAAAACAACAUAGAAUGUAAAAAGACUCUUUUUACGAAAUAUAUGUGCCUACACAUUCUGAACGAUAUUUAAAGUCUGUUGGUCGCCUGCAUUAUUUUUUUCAUAGAAUAAUAUUUAAUUGAACACAAGUAUGGCAACAUCUCAAGUUUUUUUGUUUUUAUUUUUACCUGUUCGCUGACUAUUAACACUUGUGAGUAAGACCUAACCUAAUACAUAUCAUGUCAUAAUAAGAUGCCAAACUAUUCCAUAAUUUUGUCUGAAUAAUAUUUUUGUUUCAAAAUCGAUACUGCGGACAUUUACUCGUGGAAAAGGCGGUAAGAUUCGCGCGCUCCAUGACGUCAAACAUUUUCAUGCUCGUUUCAAAGCACAACACUACUUAAGUGCGUAAUAUUUGUGUUUCUUUAAAAUAAAUACUACGUAUGUUUAGUGAAGCAAUACAAUAUACAGCUUAUACAUUAUUGUGCCAUUUCAAUAUACUGUAUUAUGCUACUUUAUUAGACUGUAAUGUGCAAUAUUACUUAAGUAUAAUGUACUAUAUUUAUUUCAUUGGACAGUAUUGUGCUAUAAUAAUCAUUGAACUGUAUUAUACUACACAUACUUUAUUGGAUUGUAUUGUGCUAUUUUAUUGGACUGUAUUGUGCUAUUGUAUUGGACUGUAUUGUGCUAUGUUUUUGAACUUUUUUGUGCUAUUUUAUUGGUCUGUUUAAGGAGUUUAGGCUUAGUUGUUCUAUCUUCCUUAAGGACAUUGAGUACUUUUGUUAUGGUCAUUGGGCUUACUUUCAUAUGUGUUUUACAUAAUCAUUAUGGUGUUUUAUUUAUUUAACCGUUUGUGACCAUAACAACUGUUAGAAUUUAACUUGGCGGGGAUUAAUUUUUUUACAGGAAAUAUGAUAAUUUUAUAGGAACAUGAUAGGGCUAAGAUUGAGGUUUGGUGCACGAUUAACCGGUUUAAAGUCCCCAGCAGUACUUGUGCUGCUGACCGUUCCGAGGCGGCGCCCCUCUCUGUUCCUCAGAUGUAUGUCUGUGUUGUUUCAUGCUGUUUUGGUGACACUUUUGCUUGAGUCCUUUUCUCCUGUGCCCUUUGACUUUGUUGGCCUAUUACUCAAUCAUUUAUUUUUCUUUGAAUUUCUUAUCAGUUACAAAUUAUUUUCUAUUAUUCAAUCAUUCAUUUGUUUUCUUUGAAUUCCUUAUCAGUUACAAAUUAUUUAUCAGUUUAGUAAUUGACCUGCUCGUGUUUGUGCCCUGUCCCAUUUUUGUUUGGUGCCCGUCUGUAUUUCUUGCCUCUGGAUCUUGUUGCUGGGUCGUGUGGGGUUGCGUUCAUUGAACGUCGCUUUUCCUUCUUGAUCUUAUUUAUCAUGUUUGUUGAAUAGUAAACUAAUAUAUUGUUAUUGUAAACUAACUAUAUGUUGUUUCAUUAAAUACUAUACUUUGUU